AUGUUGACCCCAUAUCCACCGGUCUUCAUUGCUGUAGCCGGUCUCGUGUCGCCAAACAUCAUGGACUCACCUGUCCUGAACCAGCUGCUGCGGCAGCUAUUCCGACAUCCCGCCUGUCAGUCUCUUCGACGGCCCCCCUCGUCCAUUUCACGUCAAACGCGCACGUUUCUCACACGCCGCACACCCACGAAGCGCAAAUCCCAAGACGAUGGCAUGCUCUGGACGAAACGAGGGGAUUACCCCAAGAACAUCGACGAGGAAUACUGGCAGUAUCCAACUGUCACAGCCAAAGACUUGAAGAACAGGCGCGAGCGACCGCGACAGGUGAAGAUGUUGACGCGAGAAUUCAUCGAUGAACCGUUUGAUUUCAACCAGAUCGAGGACGGGCCUGCGUUCCAUCGAAUGGUGGGUGAACGAUACACCGAGUUCGAAGACAAGCUCGACGAGGAGAAACCAGACAUUGCGAGACAAUUGUGGCAUACACCAACAGAAUUGUUCAAGCCCUAUUACGGAGAGACGAUUGCGCGGUACUUGGUCUCGAAUUACAAGCUCACGCUGUACCCAUACCACGACCUGAUCAUCUACGAGAUGGGCGCGGGCAAUGGAACGAUGAUGUUGAACAUUCUUGAUUUCAUUCGCGACACGGAUUAUGAAGUCUACCAGCGUACCAAGUACAAGAUCAUCGAGAUCUCACCGGCUCUCGCAGACCUGCAAACCAAGAACUUGCUCGAUACCCUGAGCUCCAAGGGCCAUCGAGAACGAGUCGAAAUCAUCAAUCGCUCCAUCUUCGACUGGGACACUUACGUGCACUCGCCAUGCUUUUUCCUCGCCCUGGAAGUCUUCGACAACUUCGGUCACGACACCAUCCGCUAUGAUGCCCGUACACAAACCCCGCAACAAGGCGGAGUGCUCAUCGACGCCAACGGCGAUUUCCACGAAUACUACAACACCCAACUCGAUCCGGUCGCCGCUCGCUUUUUGCGCGUCCGUCAAGCCGCGGCGCGCCGCCCUUUCCCUAGCCCCCUAGGACCCUGGUAUCUGCGUAAUCUUCGAUCCGCAGGGCCAUUCCGAAAGGAAUUCUCGUCUCCAGAAUAUAUUCCUACCAGACUGAUGCAAUUCUUCGAUGUGUUGAAUCAAUUCUUCCCAGCCCAUCGUCUCGUAUCGAGUGACUUUGAUUUCUUGCCGGAUGCAGUUCCUGGCUUGAAUGCGCCAGUGGUACAAACUCGGUAUCAACGGCAGACCGUGCCGGUCACGACCCCAUUUGUCCAUCAAGGGUACUUUGAUAUCUUUUUCCCCACUGAUUUCAAUGUGAUCGAAGACAUGUAUCGGGCCAUCACGGGGAAAUUGACCCAGGUCACGACACAUGAGGAUUUUGUGCGCCGAUGGGCUUACAUUGAGGACACGGAGACAAGGAAUGGAGAGAACCCGCUGCUCACCUGGUACAAGAAUGCCAGCAUGUUGAUGACGGUAUAA
Penicillium diatomitis is the source of this 1473-nucleotide messenger RNA. RefSeq names its product class I SAM-dependent methyltransferase. The transcript is spliced from 3 exons. Gene Ontology annotation, molecular function: protein-arginine omega-N symmetric methyltransferase activity. Bases 1 to 1473 code for a protein of 490 amino acids. The record is from RefSeq and is a predicted model, not a curated record. Gene Ontology annotation, cellular component: mitochondrion. NCBI's taxonomy places the organism in Eukaryota, Fungi, Ascomycota, Eurotiomycetes, Eurotiales, Aspergillaceae.